Molecule: messenger RNA, 1453 nt
Organism: Limanda limanda (common dab)
Lineage: Eukaryota; Metazoa; Chordata; Actinopteri; Pleuronectiformes; Pleuronectidae
Gene: crcp
Product: calcitonin gene-related peptide-receptor component protein
Exons: 6
Coding region: 88-522 (144 amino acids)
Biological process (GO): transcription initiation at RNA polymerase III promoter
Cellular component (GO): RNA polymerase III complex
Molecular function (GO): nucleotide binding
Source: RefSeq, a predicted model, not a curated record
GAUGGUGCCGGCGGAACGUUUGACGCUGUCGACAUUUUCUACACGGACGCUAUUGUACAAGGAACCAGAAACCACGGCGCUGGCAAAAUGGAAGUGAAAAACGCCAACGCUGCCAUGCUCAGUAACUACGAGGUGUUCAAACUCCUGACAGACCUGAAGGAACAAAGGAAGGAGAGUGGGAAGAGCAAGAACAGCUCUGGGCAGCAGAACUUGAACACCAUCAUGUAUGAGACGCUCAAGCACCUGUCGAAUACGCCUUGCAGCAGACAGAGCCCAGAGGUGGUGCAAGAGUUCCUCACCACCAUGAUGCCUCAUAAACUCACCAAGGCUGAGAAACUGCAGCUGCUGAACCACCGGCCGCAGACAGCAGUGGAAAUUCAGCUGAUGGUAGAGGAGAGUGAAGAGCGUUUGUCAGAGGAGCAGAUCGAGGAGCUCAUCCAGACGGUCGCAGACAUUCUACCUGGUGACCCUGAACAGCUGAAUGCUGCACCAGCAGAAGCAGCGAUGGAUGAACAGUCAUGACGCUGUGAAAGGCCAGGAUUGACCCACAGGUGAAGAAUGGGACUGGUUGCUUUAUUUUUGCAUCACUGCUUGAACUGAAGAACGUCCUGACAGAGUGGAUGCAGAGUGGCUGCCUGGCCGUGGCUCACAGUACAUGGUUAUCACUAAAAUGCCUCAUUGAAUGAUUCAAAUGAAGGUGAAAAUACGCACAUUGUCGUCAUUUACUCAGUGUUGUGUACAUACAGCUGGACUCUGAACCCACGUGUGCACACUUUCAUGGGUACAGGUUUUUGAACAGUGACUUUUUUUGCUCCUGACUCGUCUGAUUUUUAUUUCACAGCAGAUAAUAUUUUGGCAGAGACAGUCUGCUAUUAAAGGGCCCAUAUUGUGUCAAAUACAUUUUCUGGGCUUUUACUAUCCGUAAUGACUUGAAGGGGACAGUAGGUGGCGUCACAGUAUGAAAACAGGAACUUUUUCACUCAGUCCAGGUGAAGAAAUAGGUUAUCGAAACAUCUCAUUUCGUACUUCCUCCCCCGUAUGAUGUCAUUCGGGGUCGCACUCGUCUCUCAGCCCGACCCAGCCAGUACCAGUCCAGCCUCGGAACCCACCAAACCUGAUCCCAGUCAGCACCACCACCCCUCCACACAGAAAGCCACACCAAGCAGUAGAAACUGAAGAAACACUGCAGCGUGGAGGGAUACAAGGAAGAGAAUGUGUCCGUGCACGUUCCUCCUCAGAGCGUUACUGUUUGAGACCAGCGGUUACGCUUUAAAUCCCUGAAAGGUGCAAAAUAUGGGCCCUUUAAGUGUUUUUUAUUCUUUGUUGCUUUAUGAUUUCAAAAUCUGUAAUCUAUCACAAUAUGUCAGUCAUGAAAUUAAACCUGCAUAUGUCUUAUUACAGUGGCUAUGUAAUAACAAGUAAACACCUGGGACCGAGAGGUGAUGGGUUGAAA